Molecule: messenger RNA, 1191 nt
Organism: Myxocyprinus asiaticus (Chinese sucker)
Lineage: Eukaryota; Metazoa; Chordata; Actinopteri; Cypriniformes; Catostomidae
Product: dehydrogenase/reductase SDR family member 13-like
Exons: 5
Coding region: 3-959 (318 amino acids)
Source: RefSeq, a predicted model, not a curated record
UCAUGAUCCAUCUCAUCAUCGCAGUUGCUCUCAUUGGAGCUCUUUAUGUCUUUUUGGUGAACACCUUGUUUAAGGAGUCCAAAUGUAAAGGAAUGGCUGAUAUGACCGGGAAAACAGCAAUUAUUACAGGUGGGAAUACAGGUAUCGGGAAGGCUACAGCUAUGGAUUUGGCUGGUCGUGGAGUGAGAGUGAUUCUGGCCUGCAGAAACAAACAGAAAGCUGAGGCAGCUAUAAACGACAUCAAGAUGGCCACAGGCAGCGAUGAUGUCCUGUUUAUGGAGCUUGAUCUCGGAAGCCUCAAAUGUGUGCGAGCGUUUGCAGAGAACUUCCUCAAAAGUGAAUCCAAACUGGAUCUCCUUAUCAAUAAUGCAGGUCUUGUGGCAGAUGGUCGAACCGAGGAUGGUUUUGGAGUCGAGUUUGGCGUCAACCAUCUUGGCCACUUUCUGCUCACCUGUCUUCUGCUGGACCGUCUAAAGGAGAGUCCUGCAGCUCGGGUCAUCACUCUGUCCUCCAUGGCCUAUCGCUGGGGCAAGAUUGAUUUCGAUUCUCUAGUCGCCACUAAAGACCUGGGAUCUGGUAGAUACAGCUGGCAGUUCUUCCAGGCCUAUUGCAACAGCAAACUCUGCAACACCCUGUUCACUCACGAACUGGCCAAGAGACUGAAGGGCACAAAUGUGACCUGCUACAGUGUGCAUCCAGGUGUCGUGAAGACUGAACUCUCCCGCCAUGUCAGUCUUUGGCAGAAGGUGUUUAUCGAGCCCGUGGCUAGACUGCUGUUCCUGGACCCGAAGACCGGAGCCCAGACGACUCUUCAUUGUGCAGUUCAGGAAGGAAUCGAACAUUUGAGUGGAUGUUAUUUCUCUUGCUGUGCAAUGGAGGAAGUUAGUGCCAAAGCCAAGGAUGACGCAGUGGCCAAAAAACUUUGGGAAGUGAGUGAACGACUAGCUGGCCUCUCAUAAACCCAGAGGGACUGUUUAAUGUCUGGUUGAUAAGACCAUCUCUGAUGUCUGUGAACUUACUCCUAGAGAAAAACCAUGCAUGAUGUGAUGAAACAGAUUGUGGCAUUUUCUGUUAACUGGUACGCACAAUUAUUUACAAAGUUUAAAUUUGUUUUUUUUUACUUGUUACAUAUUUCCAUGUGUUGGUGUGAGUGUUUUUUAUUGUAUUAAAGUAUGUAAUGGAAUCACUAUA